Molecule: messenger RNA, 1781 nt
Organism: Exophiala viscosa
Lineage: Eukaryota; Fungi; Ascomycota; Eurotiomycetes; Chaetothyriales; Herpotrichiellaceae
Product: salicylate hydroxylase
Exons: 4
Coding region: 246-1547 (433 amino acids)
Biological process (GO): secondary metabolite biosynthetic process
Molecular function (GO): FAD binding
Source: RefSeq, a predicted model, not a curated record
GACGCUUAUCAUGACGACCGGAAAGUUUGAUCGUGAAUCCUUUUCUCCGCAAUAACGACCUAAGUGAUGUAAGAGCCGCGUCAAUCCAUGCCAGACCUUAAAUGUAACGCAUAUCGGCAUUAUGGACCGCAGAUGAAAGCCGCAUCCAACACUAUUUGUCUUCGGCCUUGCGGUUUGAUAUCCUCCGCGACUUCCGAGUCCAGAUUUUUGCCGAAUAAGCAUUGAACAGGUUGCAUAACACUAGCAUGGGAAAACCGAAAGACUUCGAGGUGGCGAUCAUAGGCGGCGGCAUAGCAGGCCUGACCCUGGCCAUAGCGCUCUAUCAUCGCCAGAUCCCUGUCACCAUCUAUGAGCAAGCACCGCGAUUUGGAGAAAUUGGCGCUGGCGUGUCAUUUGGUCCCAACGCGGUUAACGCGAUGAAGGUGUGUCAUCAGGGUAUCUAUGAAGCAUUCGAGAAAGUCUGCACGCGGAACCUAUGGCCAUCGAAAGAGAAAGUCUGGUUUGACUAUCUCAACGGCCAAGAGGAUCCCCAAAGAGGACAGAAGGCGCAGGAUAUUCUCUUCACCAUUACCAACAGCAUAGGCCAGAAUGGGGUCCAUCGGGCACGCUAUCUUGAUGAGAUGGUUCACCUUUUGCCUACCGAGAUCGCUCGAUUUGGCAAGCGACUGAAGAAUAUCGAGCAGAAUGACAGUGGCAGGCUAGUGAUGCAAUUUGAAGAUGGGACCACCGCCGAAGCUGACGGAGUAAUUGGUUGUGAUGGAAUCAAGUCCACAGUCCGGCAGAUCAUUGUCGGGUCUGAUCAUCCCUCUGCACAUCCGGUUUACACCUACAAAUACGCGUAUCGUGCCCUUGCCACUAUGGAGCAGGCGAUUGAAGCUGUUGGAGAAGAGGUCGCACAGAACUCGUGCAUGCAUAUGGGUCGUGAUGGACACGUACUCACGUUUCCGGUGAACCAUGGCCAAACACUCAAUAUCGUGGCCUUCCGGACAACUUCGGACGACUGGCCUGACUUUCAACACCUGACAAAACCAGGGAAGCGUGAAGAUGUGCUCCGAGAUUUCUCAGAAUUUGGCUCCAACGUCAAGAAUUUAUUGAGACUCACGAAGCCUGAUCUGGACAUGUGGGCUAUUUUCGAUUUGGGCGAUCAUCCAGUCCCAACGAUGUGUAAAGGCAGGAUCUGUAUUUCUGGAGAUGCCGCACACGCGACAAGCCCUCAUCAUGGUGCAGGAGCAGGAAUGUGCAUUGAAGACAGUGCCGUUCUAGCUGAAUUGUUAGCCGACGAACGCGUCCAGAAACCACAAGAUCUCGAAGCCGUUUUCGCCACUUUCAAUGCCGAAAGGAAAGAGAGAGGCCAAUGGCUCGUGCAGAGCAGUCGCUACAUGGGUGAUUGUUAUGAGUGGCGGGCAGAAGGGAUCGGUAGAGACUUUGCUAAGAUCGAGGCGGAAAUCAAGGAGAGAGGCGCAAUCAUAUCUGAAGUCGAUGUACCCAAGAUGUGUGAGAAAGCAAAGGAGGAGUUGGGCAAGAGACUGUCGAAAUCAAGCCUCUGAGCCUCCGAUAUUACCUAGGCCGUGAAGCACACGUCCAGAGCAGUGACAUAUGCUCAAUGUGUACAUUUCGACUGUUUCUAACGACGCGUCCGAGACCGGGGAGGAGAGCCUUCUGCUCGGAUCCUGUUAGACCGUAUGCGCUUCGGAGGACAAGAACGCCAUGAAGCCAGGCAAAACAUCGUUCUGCAAUAUAUUUGAAGAUGUCUCCAGAUAUCAUGCACUCCUAAUUCAGAA